This is a messenger RNA of Homarus americanus (American lobster), 1849 nucleotides long. Its product is annotated as EF-hand domain-containing family member C2-like. The transcript is spliced from 10 exons. Bases 411 to 1403 code for a protein of 330 amino acids. Gene Ontology annotation, biological process: regulation of neuron projection development. Lineage: Eukaryota; Metazoa; Arthropoda; Malacostraca; Decapoda; Nephropidae. Gene Ontology annotation, cellular component: microtubule. The record is from RefSeq and is a predicted model, not a curated record.
UGUUUAAGCAGGUCUCGAGUGGGGAGAGCACGGCAGCAGCGUUGGGUGUAGUGGGUCGACCCACCCUCAACCUGGUGGGUCUGAGGGGAGGCCAAGCCCACCUUAAAGACCGCAGACCCCAGGCAGGGCCGAGUCCGGAGUUCCUGGGCCCUGGGGACCUUGUGCUGGGCAACACAGUGGCAGUGGGCGGAAGGCUGCUGAGGCUGUGUGAGUGUGAUUCCUUCACCACCAACUACUACAAGAACGUACUUGACGUAGAUCAGUGUCCAGCGGAGUACCAGUACCUGCGGCGGCGUCUGGCGGUACCCAGUGUGCCUCGAUCUGAGCCCCUCGACCCACGCUGGCUGGAGGAGCCCCCAAGGGACCCCCUCCACCCACUCCCAACCUCCGUCACCACCAUCGUCGGCGGCAUGCACGCCCGCUCCCUCAGGGAUGGCUGCGAAGAUAAAAUUCUACGAUUCGGAGCCAAACUUGUAUCAGAUAAAGAAAAGGACAAAGAGAGAGAAUUUGUCAUCAACUUCUACGUCUACGACUCCACCAUAUCUGUCUUCGAGGUGCCAAAGAUUAACUCGGGUAUGAGGGCGGGGAUGUUCCUAGGACGAGGCCUAGUGGUGGGUCCGGGAGGCGGAGGGCAUGUUAACGGCCAGGACCUGUACGCAGGUGCCACCAUCGCCCUCAACUCCCACGUGUUCCACCUCACCCAUGCCGACGAGUUCACCCUAAACUAUAUGGAGACACACGCCGAUGAGUUCCCACAAGCCAACUACAACGUGGCGCUGGACGAGGCUCGACGCCGUCUGGGUCACCACCAGCUGACUGACCUCCUCCGCCAGAUGACUACCUAUGACCCAGACCGGAAGGGCAUCGUGCCCACCUCGGUGGUGCUGGGAGCCCUCAACACUGCGCUCAGAGGGUCGCCCCUGAGUACUCAGCAAGUGACCACGCUGGGCCGCCGUCACCGCCGCCUUCAGCCUCACCCACUCUCCAAGAACCACCUCACACACCUCGCUGCCCUCCACCUCAAGCGCCACAACUUUGACGGGGUGCAAGAUCUUAGCUCAGGCCUUCGUGGGCGUGACGUGGAGUGUCGUGGACGGCUGCCGGCCAGCAUGGUGAGGGCAGCCCUCACGGCCAUCCAUCCGCCCCUCACCACUACCCUCAUCGAUGCCCUUGUUACCAGCGUGACACAACAGGAUGGACAAGUGGAGUAUGAGAGACUGUGUUCUGACCUCGACUGGCGUCACCGACCUCACAUACAUGACAACCUCCCAUGUCAGGUGGAUGAGGCAUCGCUGGAACAGGGGCUGCGACGCCACCUUGACUUGGUAGACUACGUCACCCUCAUAGCUGACCUGGAGGGAAGUGCCUCCACCCACCACCUAGCCGGUUCUGGCCUCGUCUAACCCCAGACUAACAGCAUCUGUGCUGUACACACGUCCCUUGAUCAAGAAAGAAAUGUGCUAUAAACAAAAUCCCCAGGACCAGUUGUGUAAUGGGUAGCAGGUUGCCUAAUUGAUUUCUUUUAGAUAAGGAUAGGCUUUUGAAUUCUGUGAAUAUUUUUCCCCGUGUAUUUUCAAACCAAUACCUGUACAUUAUAACAACUACUGGAGUGACAAUUUCACUGAAAAAAUAACAAUAAUGACAAUAAUGCCAGUUAUUUGAAUUAUAAUAAAGAAAAUAAUAGGAAAGGUUCAAUUUAGCUCUGUAUUCUUAAAUAUUGUAAUUUGUCUGUAGGAUCUUUACUAAUAUAAUUAUUGUAAUACAUAAACUGUACUGUAAUACAAGAUCACUUAUGGAGAAAUGAAAAAGUGAAUUUGAAAAAUUUAAGUUUCAUCUUCCAAUUUUUGUA